AUGAGCUCGAUAUGUACGAGUUACAGUAGCGGAGAAAGGGGUUUCGUGAAGGGCUUCUCCUGUCCCACAGCGGACAGUAACGCUCGAGCGGUUUUCUGCUGUGGAUUUAAUGAUAUGAAGUACUGCUGUGAUGAUCCCAACAGCUUUUUCCCUUAUGAAUAUGGAUAUAUGUGGUGGCUCAGUUUUGGAGCUCUGGCUGGUCUCUCCAUUGCAGCUGUGGUCCUGUUAGUCUUCGUCAUCACCGUGUGUGUUCUCUGCUACCUCUUCAUCGUCACCAAACCCAGUCGCAGGGACAAUGGCCUCAACCUUAGUGUGCCAGGAUCUGACUCAGCAUCUGAGCCCAGCCUUUCUACUGGACCUCAGGGUCCCAAACAUUUCCUCAACCACAAACUGGAGUGUGAAAACCGUCCCGCUGACCCUGAGUGGCUCUUUCAGCGCUGCUUUGCUGCAGCUGUUACCAGAGUCAAUGUGGACGGACCCACAUAA
Messenger RNA from Onychostoma macrolepis, 486 nucleotides. Its product is annotated as protein shisa-like-2A. The record is from RefSeq and is a predicted model, not a curated record. Bases 1 to 486 code for a protein of 161 amino acids. The transcript has 3 exons. NCBI's taxonomy places the organism in Eukaryota, Metazoa, Chordata, Actinopteri, Cypriniformes, Cyprinidae.